Schizosaccharomyces cryophilus OY26 is the source of this 2528-nucleotide messenger RNA. RefSeq names its product methyltransferase implicated in translation. Gene Ontology annotation, cellular component: cytoplasm. The coding region runs from base 17 to 679 and encodes 220 amino acids. Gene Ontology annotation, molecular function: N-terminal protein N-methyltransferase activity. Gene Ontology annotation, biological process: N-terminal protein amino acid methylation. Lineage: Eukaryota; Fungi; Ascomycota; Schizosaccharomycetes; Schizosaccharomycetales; Schizosaccharomycetaceae. The transcript is spliced from 5 exons. The record is from RefSeq and is a predicted model, not a curated record.
GUUUUGGCUAGAAAGAAUGAACCCCACCAAAUUUUAUAGCGAUGCUAUUGAAUAUUGGAAUGGAAUUGAGCCUUCUGUAAAUGGAAUGUUAGGAGGUUUAGGAACUGGGCGUAUUCCUCAAGUUGAUGCGAUUGCCUCCCGUACUUUUUUGCGUCGUUUGGAUUACCGCCUCAAAAAGAUCGAGAGUUUAAUUGCUGCAGAUUGCGGAGCAGGAAUAGGAAGAGUAACGGAAUCUGUGUUGCUUAAAGUCGCCUCGCAUGUAGACAUUGUUGAGCCGGUGGAAAAGUUUGUGUCACAAGCAAGAACCAAUUUGCAGGAUAAGCCUUGCUCUUUCAUCUGUACCGGAUUACAAAACUGGGCUCCCGAGAAAAACCGCUAUGGCUUAAUAUGGAAUCAAUGGUGCCUAUCCCACCUUACCGAUGAUGAUUUGGUAGCUUAUUUGCUCUCUUGUUCAGAAUCGUUAUGCGAACAUGGAGUGAUUUGCAUAAAGGAAAAUGUUUCAUCCUUCACGGAAAGUUUUGACGAACAAGAUAGCAGCGUCACUCGCACCGAUGACUCGUUCCGGAAAAUAUUUCAAAGAGCGAAUUUAGUCAUAAUAGCGGAGUCUCUACAGCACGGAUUUCCUGACGAACUCUACCCUGUUAAAAUGUUUGCACUUGUUCCAAAACCCUCAAAGUAAGACAAAAAUUACGUUCAAUCAGAAAGAAUAGAAUGAGGAGUAAUUGGAAGAGUAAAUUUCAUUAAUAUUAUGAAUUGGUAUUGUACAUAAACAUAUAAAUCAUAAACAGAAAAGACACAGCAAUUGAGAUUCUAUGAACUGCUUGAUGCAGCAGGCACGAGUUUUUUCUUUUUCUUUUUUUUAGCCUUUGUUGACGACGAGCUUGCUAUUGCUGCGUUCGGUACGACAACCGUAGCAUUCUUAACGUCUUCUGAAUCAUUAAAUUUUUGAAGCUCUUGAGAAGCAGAUAUUGUAAACAUUAAAUCCCUUAACUGAUCUGAUAAAUCAGAAAUUUGCUGCUGCAUAGAGACAAUUUCCUCAACUUUCUUGUUAUGCCUAGCCUCUAAGGAUUGAAUUCGCAUCAACAAAUUCUCGUUCAUGCUCUUUUCUUCGUCGUAAUCAUGCCUCCAUUGGAUUAUUUCCGAAGAAAGCUUCUUGAUUUUGUUAUCCUUCUUCUUCAAAUUACCUUCAGCAACAUCCACCCGCGAACGAAGUUCAUUAUUAGCAUUUGAAGAGGCUGUGGUAAUCUUGGACUUUAGAGUUAUUUCUUCAUUCGAACGAGUUAGCUUUUCCGCCAUAGAAGAUAGUUGUGAUUCAUAAAAUAUACGCUGAGAUUCCAACUGCGAAGUUAAGAUUUGAGUGUAUUCAAGCCCCAUUUUCUCACGGAUCUUUAAGUUUGACUGGUCGAAAGCAGAACUUUCUCCGGCCGGCUUUGAAUCAUUCGAUAGUUCAACCACUUUUCCAUCUAGCUCGGACUGCAGCAAGCGAUGGACGUAGCUAUCGCCUGCAUAAUCCCAAACCCGUUGACUUUCUAAAUUCAUAGCAUAGCAAUGAUUGGUUUCAAUAAAAUGCUGCUUUGCAUGAGCAUCAUGAUAUCUGCCACAGCCAAUAUUACCGCAGAUAAGACACAUCCACAGAUCCUCUUCACAUGAGCAGGCAAAGCAUUUCCCAGAAUGACGGAGGGCUUGAUCUUUUUGGGUAUAUCUACAAACGGGGCAAGAAGAGUUCCCCCAUUUUUGUAAGCAUUGACAAUGGAAGGUAUGCUGACAAGCAAUAGUGAUAAGUCCUGUUACCGAAGAGUCCAUUCUCUCAAGACAUACCACACAUGUAGGAAGCUCUACAAGGGAGGGCGUAGGCGGAGCCAAGGGGCGUGAGAAAGUAGAUGCUCGUGAAGUAAUGUUCAUCAAAGGUGUAGGGGAAUCUGAAGGGCUUUCAACUUGAAUCUCAUCAACGUGAACGACAUGGCAUGUCUCGGGCUCUAUUUGACUGAAAGCUUUUCCAUUAUAUUCAGAAAAGAAACGAAUUACACUGACUUGAUCAACGAAUUUCAAAAGAGCGAGAAUCCGAUUCUGGACUUUCGUCCUCAACAGGCGAAUAUGACUUAUAGACCUACAACUCUUUUCUCCCAAAAAUCCGAGUAUAUCUGAAGGCGACAUAUAUAGAGGGAUAGCCAGAAUAGCAAGAAGGAGUCCGGGUGCACGGAAUUCACUGGUCAUAUCUGGAAUUUCUUUGUACAAAUGAAUAAUCCCAUGACCCAGACUAACUUCUUCUACCCUUGGGACAUGAGUUUGCUGGUGGUCCAUAGAAAUAAUUGAGAUUUCUUCCAAGCGAAACCCUGCGUGUUCUUUUGGAGGCCACCUGGUGUUUUUUUUGGAUUUAUUUUCGUUUUUUAAUGAAAAUAUAUCUUGAACGGGAUUUUCACAAACAAUUUUUAUGUAAUAAUGCAUGCAUUGACAGUUUCUACAAAGGUGGAUGGCAAAAUGGAAGUCAGUAUAAGCAAUAAAAUAGUAAAUGAAGAAAGCUGAUGAAG